AUGAUCGCGCGUCGCACGCCGCGCUGUCGUUUGCACGCGCUCAAACUCGCGCGGGUUUUCUUGUUGCCAAUCGUUUUAACUAUUGCCAAAUCACAAAACGAGCGUGCCGUGGUCGCUCGACUAGAGAACGUGACGCAUACCGUGUCACGGAUACUCGACGGAUAUGAUAUACGUCUACGACCUAACUUUGGCGGAGAUCCGCUGUACGUUGGAAUGGACUUGACUAUUGCUAGUUUCGACGCAAUCUCUGAAGUCAAUAUGGAUUAUACCAUUACACUCUACUUGAAUCAAUAUUGGAAAGAUGAAAGACUAGCCUUCGGAUUGCCGGAGGAGGUUUUGACGUUGUCCGGAGAUUUCGCGGAUAAGAUCUGGGUUCCGGACACCUUCUUCGCAAAUGACAAAAAUAGUUUUCUUCACGACGUGACAGAGAGGAAUAAGCUGGUUCGCCUGGGAGGUGACGGAAGCAUCACAUACGGGAUGCGUUUCACAGCUACGUUGGCUUGCAUGAUGGACCUACACUACUAUCCACUCGACAGCCAGAACUGCACCGUCGAGAUUGAAAGCUAUGGCUACACGGUAUCUGACGUGGUCAUGUACUGGAAGAACACCCCGGUACGCGGCGUCGAAGACGCUGAACUACCCCAGUUCACCAUUUUAGGCCACGAAACGAAUGAUAGAAAGGAAAAGCUGGCGACAGGAGUGUACCAGCGUUUAUCUCUUAGUUUCAAAUUACGAAGGAAUAUAGGAUAUUUCGUAUUUCAAACAUAUUUGCCGAGUAUUUUGAUAGUAAUGCUAUCUUGGGUGUCGUUCUGGAUAAACCACGAAGCAACUUCAGCUAGAGUUGCAUUAGGUAUAACAACCGUACUCACGAUGACAACGAUUAGCACCGGGGUCCGCAGUAGCCUCCCGCGGAUCUCUUAUGUCAAAGCCAUCGACAUCUAUCUGGUGAUGUGCUUCGUUUUCGUGUUCGCUGCCCUGUUGGAGUACGCUGCCGUCAACUACACAUACUGGGGCGCCCGAGCACGGAAGAGGGCCAAGUUAAAGAACCGCGAUCAGAUGUCGACGAGUAGCUUCGAGAAGGACUUGAAGAGUUCUGGAAGGCCGCGUUCUCCAGACGAGAUUAUAGCGAUUCGUGAGUGCACCACGAGUAUGGGACGGGUUUCUCCACUGUUAGGAUUACGGACGAAGCCAUUGCCGUCGACUAGCGGGGGUCCGCCCUCACUGAGACUACAACGCGACAACACACUACGUUACAGGACGAGACCAAAUUCUAGGAAUUCGAGAAAUGCGGCUAAUAGCAAGCCUAAGAUGAUGCACGCGCUACGUCGCGGCGCUACUGUCAUCAAAGCCUCGAUGCCGAAGAUAAGGGACGUAAAUGUCAUAGAUACUUAUUCCCGGGUCGUCUUUCCCGUGUGCUUCCUCAUCUUUAACGCCGUCUAUUGGGUCUUCUAUAUUUUCGAUUGA
This is a messenger RNA of Bombyx mandarina (wild silkworm), 1464 nucleotides long. It is a transcript of the gene Lcch3, whose product is annotated as Ligand-gated chloride channel homolog 3. Gene Ontology annotation, cellular component: membrane. Gene Ontology annotation, molecular function: extracellular ligand-gated monoatomic ion channel activity; GABA-A receptor activity. The record is from RefSeq and is a predicted model, not a curated record. Gene Ontology annotation, biological process: monoatomic ion transmembrane transport. NCBI's taxonomy places the organism in Eukaryota, Metazoa, Arthropoda, Insecta, Lepidoptera, Bombycidae.